AUGGGGUGCUAUCGGCAUCCCCGCGCCGCGCUCCUCGCGACGGCGGUCAUCCUGAUCGCAUUCCCGUUCGCCGCGGUCGCCGCCGAUCCCCCUUUGCCGGGCCUCCACUGGUUCGCCCCCGUCCUCGCCGGGGGGGGAUACUGCAGCGAGGCGAACGCUCUCCUCCACGGACUGAAGUCGCUCCCGCCCGGCGAGGCCCCUCCGCUUCGGGUCACCCACCACGGCGACGCCAUCGACUACUUCUUCUACAGCGGCCUCCCCGAGGACUACGCGCGGGAGCUCGACUCGAUGCUCACGGCGCGGCAACCGCGUGCGCGGGACUCCGUCAUCGUGUGCCACUCGGAGCCGGGCGCGUGGGCUCCGGCCAAGUACGAGACCGCGCGGUGUCCGCCCGAGGGGUACGGCCGUCGACACGCGGUCAGGGUCAUCGGUCGUACCAUGUUCGAGACGGACAGGCUCGACCGGGAGCACGUGGCGCGGUGCAACAAGAUGGACGAGGUUUGGGUGCCCACGAGGUGGAGCGCGGAGGUUUUCGAGCGGUGCGGCGUGGACCCGCGUAAGAUCAGGGUGGUUCCCGAGGCUGUGGACGUGACGAUGUUCGAUCCCGCGAGGUUCGAGGGACGGGAGAUGUCGCUGGCGCACGUGGGCGAGAGGGUGGUCGGGCCGAGGCUCGACGGCGAGGACGGGUACGUCGGCGCCGGGGCGACUCGGACGAUCAAAUUUUUAUCGGUGUUCAAGUGGGAAGCGCGGAAAGCCCCGGACGUCCUUCUGGAUGCGUACUUCUCCGAGUUCACCGCGGAGGACGACGUCGCGUUGUUCCUCAGGUGUAACCUGUACCACGAGAGCGACCCGCGCGCCAUUCACAAGCGCGUGAGGGACGCGGCGCGAACCGCCUUUCGAUCGGGUAAGUCCGGGUCCCUUUGGGGCGCCCCGAAAGGGACCCGCGUCGACGACGCCGUCGCUCGUUUCGCGCCUCGCGUCUUCGUCCUGCCGGCCGUCUCGGAGGAAGGCGUCCCGGCGAUGUACGCGGGUGCGGACGCGUUGGUGUUACCGAGCCGGGGCGAGGGAUGGGGACGUCCGCACGUGGAGGCGAUGGCGAUGGGUCUGGCGCUCGUCGCGACAAACUGGAGCGGCCCGACGGAGUUCAUGACCGAGGAUAACUCCUACCCCGUCGCCGUCGAGCCCGAUCUCGUGCCGCUGCCUCCCGACAGCCACUUCGCGACGCACAUGUGGUCGCAGCCGUCGGUGGGGCACCUCCGGGCGCGGAUGCGGGAGGUGGCGAGCGACCCGGAGAAGGCGUCGGCGAAGGGCACGAGGGCUCGACGCGACAUGGUGACGCGUUUCAGCCCCGCCGCCGUGGCCCGGUUGGUGGUGGGAGAGCUGGGGAGGAUCGCGAGGGAGGACGCGGGGGGGGAACGUGGGGAUGAUGCGACGGGAGCGCGAGAUGAGCUCUGA
This is a messenger RNA of Micromonas commoda, 1455 nucleotides long. Its product is annotated as glycosyltransferase family 4 protein. The record is from RefSeq and is a predicted model, not a curated record. The coding region runs from base 1 to 1455 and encodes 484 amino acids. Lineage: Eukaryota; Viridiplantae; Chlorophyta; Mamiellophyceae; Mamiellales; Mamiellaceae. The transcript has a single exon. Gene Ontology annotation, molecular function: glycosyltransferase activity.